GCCUCCCGUCCUCCCAGCUGAUAGGACGCUCUGUAACACGCUCUCCCAUCACUGCUAUUGCUGAAACUGAACACGUACCAUAGAGUCUAUUACCACCGCGGUGCAUUGUGGGAUUGCGGAGGACUGCGGCUGGGAGGGGCUCGGAUUCCAAAGUAGAGCGGCACCGUGAUAGGAGCGCCCGGUGUGUACUAGCGGAAGCCAUAAGUGUCAGGACCUAUACUUCAAAGUAAUACAGUAUGUCUCAAACUGGAGAGAAGGUCAAGUUUUCAGACUCUGCUGGCUAUGUCGGAUUUGCUAACCUGCCCAACCAGGUUCACAGGAAGUCUGUAAAGAAAGGUUUUGAAUUCACCCUUAUGGUGGUUGGGGAGUCAGGAUUGGGGAAAUCUACCUUGAUCAACAGUUUGUUCCUUACUGACCUGUAUCCUGAACGGUAUAUUCCUGGAGCAGCAGAGAAAAUUGAAAGAACGGUUCAGAUUGAAGCAUCAACUGUGGAGAUUGAGGAACGUGGAGUGAAGCUUCGCCUGACUGUUGUAGAUACUCCAGGCUAUGGGGAUGCCAUUAACAGCCAAGAUUGUUUUAAAACCAUCAUUCACUACAUAGAUAACCAGUUUGAGCGCUACCUUCAUGAUGAGAGUGGUCUGAACAGGCGCCAUAUCAUCGAUAACCGUGUUCAUUGCUGCUUCUACUUUAUUUCACCUUUUGGACAUGGAUUGAAGCCAUUGGACGUGGAAUUCAUGAAAGCACUCCAUGGGAAGGUCAACAUAGUCCCUGUGAUUGCUAAAGCAGAUACCUUGACCCUAAAGGAAAGAGACAGGCUGAAGAGGAGAGUCCUGGAUGAGAUUGCUGAACACGGUAUUCGGAUCUACCAGCUCCCCGAUGCUGACUCUGAUGAAGAUGAGGAGUUUAAAGAGCAGACUCGGGUGUUAAAGGCCAGCAUUCCCUUUGCUGUCAUUGGCUCCAAUCAACUAAUUGAGGUAAAAGGAAAGAAAAUCCGUGGACGGUUGUACCCAUGGGGUGUUGUGGAGGUGGAGAAUCCCGAACACAAUGACUUCUUGAAGCUCCGUACAAUGUUGGUGACGCACAUGCAGGACCUACAAGAGGUCACUCAGGAUCUGCACUAUGAAAACUUCCGCUCAGAAAGAUUAAAACGCACGGGCAAGCCAGUGGAAGAGGAAGUGCUGGAUAAGGACAUGAUUCUACAGCAGAAGGAGGCCGAGCUACGGCGAAUGCAAGAGAUGAUAGCACAGAUGCAGGCCCAGAUGAGGAUGAAGCCUCCUGGAGAUGACUGAAGGGUCCUGGAGCAGCAUGAAGUGGAUCCCACCCAGAUGACCUUUUCACAGCUGGGCUUCAAAUGCAAUGGAACAAGCCUGGCCCUCAUUGGUUUCUGUCCCCUUUUUCUAUCUUUGCUUACUUGUAGCCAUUUAACAUGUUUGUUUUUUAUACUCACGUAUUUGAUAUUAGCAGUAUGUAACCCAAAGCAGAAGAGGCACAGGCCCCUGGCUAACGUUUUUAAUAUUUAACCCUCUCAUACAGGCAGAUACUUGCACAUUUCUGUCUUUACUGUUGGUACUUGCACUGCCCUUUUCUUCUAGUCAUGUAUAUGUUAAUAUGCACCGAAAUCCGGCCAACCAUUACUGUGGGGGAAUGGAAAAAAAAACUGAGACAAGCAGUCUUGUAUGUAAGGUACGAUCCUGGUUUUAUUUCCGGGAAGGCAGAACCAGGGGCUCAAGAAUUAAAGGGGUUACCCAGGAAAAAACAUUUUUUUAUAUAUCAACUGACUCCGGAAAGUUAAACAGAUUUAUACAUUACUUGAGUUGUUCUUUUCUGUCUAAGUGCUCUCUAAUGACACGUGUCUCGGGAACCGCCCAGUUUAGAAGCAAAUCCCCAUAGCAAACCUCUUCUACUCUGUGCAGUUCCCGAGACAACCAGAGAUGUCAGCAGAGAGCACUCUUGCCAGACAGAAAACAACAACUCAACUUCAGCAGCUGAUAAUUAUUGAAAGGAUUAAGAUUUUUUUUAUAAAAGUAAUUUACAAAUUUGUUUAACUUUCUGGAGUCAGUUGAUAUAAAGAAAAAAGUUUUUUUCCUGGAAUACCCCUUUAAUGGUACCUGCUCUUAUCCAAGUGCCUUCAGAAAACAUUGGGGGAGAUUUAUCAAAGCAUUUCCAGAGGAAAAGUUGCUGAGUUGGCCAUAGCAACCAAUCAGAUCACUUCUUUCAUUUCUCACAGGCCUUUUCAAAAGUGAAAGAAGUGAUCUGAUUGGUUGCUAUGGGCAACUCAGCAACUUUUCCUCUGGACAGGUUUUGGUAAAUCUCCCCCAUUGUUCUGUUUGUAACUCCCCACGAGGAUGUUGUGUACAAUUGAGUAUUUGCUGUUAAACCAACCAGUGCCUUAAUGAUAUUUGACUGUCUUAAUGUAACACCAUUAAACAAGGUAGGGUUUGCAGCCUUCCUCUUCUCUUUUUGUGCAAUGGUAGUUAAUACUACUGUAAUAUUGUUGCCCUUGGCACUUUGAGGAAAGUCUUCUCUUGUGAGAAAUCUCCUAACAUACUUAUCUCAAGAUUUUCCCCCUUAAAUGGGUACUCCGGCACUAAGACAUCUUAUCCCCUAUCCAAAGGAUAGGGAAUAAGAUGGCUGAUCGCGGGGGUCCCGCCGCUGGGGACCCCCGUGAUCUUCCACGCCGCACCCCGUUAGAAUCAGUCCCCGGCACGUGUUCGCUCUGUGUCUGAUUACUGGCGAUCACGGGAACGGAGCAUAGUGAUGUCACGGCUCCGCCCCUGUGUGACAUCACGCUCUACCCCCUCAAUGCAAGCCUAUGGGAGGGGGCGUGACAGCUGUCACACCUCUCCAAUAGACUUGCAUUGAGGGGGCGGAGCGUGACAUCACAAGGGGGCGGAGCCGUGACGUCACUAUGCUCCGUCCUCGUGGUCGAGAUGGACUCAGCCUGAGGACCUCCAGCGGUUCCGGAAGCCGCUAAAGGUGGGUGCUGCAUGGUAGAUCCCGGGGGUCCCCAGCAGCGGGACCCCGGUGAUCUGACAUCUUAUCCCCUAUCCUUUGGAUAAGGGAUAAGAUGUCUUAGCGUCGGAGUACCCCUUUAAGAGAAAACAUAAAUAGCUAGCUGGGAGAAAGUGAAGGUAAAGAUCAGGCAUGCCACAGUCAGAGCACACUUGGAGUGUCUCCCAAACUUAUAUACUGAAACAUUUUCUGUAUGUUGCAUUUUUUUUUUUCAAGCUGGACCUGGAAAUAUUGAAGAAUAGUGUUUAUGCUCUGCGGCUAUGUUUACCAGAUGAAUUAGAUAGUCGGGUCAUCACUUCUGCACUGGGUCACAUUAGAUCAGCUUUAUAAGGAACAUUUAAUAUCCUGCCUUAGCUACAGUGCCUACAGCAGUGUUUCGCAACCAGGGUGCCGCCAGCUGUUGCAAAACUACAACUCCCAGCAUGCCUGGACAGCCAAAGGCUGUCCGGGCCUGCUGGGAGUUGUAGUUUUGCAACAGCUGGAGGCACCCUUGUUUGGAAACGCUGGCCUACAGGGAUCUUAAGAGAGUCUUAGACACACCUACCGUCUCAUCAUUGGUCCAGGCUGCUGGUCUCUGCCCUUUGAGUUUAUCACAGGCUCAAAGGGAAGUCAGGGCACAGAGAGCAUAUUCCUACUACAGCAAGGGCAGAACGGUUAUAAAGUGCCGAUUACUAAAAGUGAGAAACUCUUGGGUAGCUGCUGCACACUUACUGAGGCAAUUGAGUCUUACUACAGAGGUGUCUGUAGGGUCGCUUCAAUUCCUCUUUAGUGGUUGCACUCUCUUAGCAGAAGUCAAAAGUUAAACCUGGCAAGAUUUGACUUGUUAUAUAUUAAUAUAUGUAGUAACACAUUCCUCCGACUUUGGAUAUUUUUUAGCAGGUGCAAAACGAUAACGCAUGACUUAUUUCCUUUCUUAUUUUAAACCCUAACUGAAGUAAUAUCAAAUAAACUGUACAGAUGAUCCCA
Messenger RNA from Hyla sarda, 3978 nucleotides. Its product is annotated as septin-2A. NCBI's taxonomy places the organism in Eukaryota, Metazoa, Chordata, Amphibia, Anura, Hylidae. Gene Ontology annotation, biological process: regulation of exocytosis; cytoskeleton-dependent cytokinesis; cell division. Bases 237 to 1289 code for a protein of 350 amino acids. The record is from RefSeq and is a predicted model, not a curated record. The transcript is spliced from 13 exons. Gene Ontology annotation, molecular function: GTP binding; molecular adaptor activity; GTPase activity. Gene Ontology annotation, cellular component: septin ring; cell division site; microtubule cytoskeleton.